This is a messenger RNA of Myripristis murdjan (pinecone soldierfish), 6579 nucleotides long. Its product is annotated as titin homolog. Gene Ontology annotation, molecular function: lipid binding. The transcript has 55 exons. Gene Ontology annotation, biological process: lipoprotein metabolic process; lipid transport. NCBI's taxonomy places the organism in Eukaryota, Metazoa, Chordata, Actinopteri, Holocentriformes, Holocentridae. The record is from RefSeq and is a predicted model, not a curated record. Gene Ontology annotation, cellular component: membrane; extracellular region. Bases 59 to 5662 code for a protein of 1867 amino acids.
GUCAGGAAGACAAAGGUUUCAUGUCCCACAUCCUCUCCGACUGCAGCAACUCGGCAGGAUGGAGCAGUGUAUGGUGAAGCCAGAGGUCAAACGGAAACCCAAACCGCCCAAGCCUCCUCCAAAGCCUGCUGAGAUAAAUGGAAAUGAACCUGCGAAGGUGGGGAAACCGACACCUGUGGUGCCUCCACGACCUACAGAUGCUGAACUGAGUAAAACACAAUUCCGCACCAAGAUGAUGCCACCAGCAGACAAUAAGGCCAACAGAAACCUGAUACAAGCAGAAACUAAAGUGAAACCAUCUGGGACUGUGGUUCCAGCCAGACCCACAGAAAAGGAGCUGAAUGCCACAACCAGACACAGACACCACAAGAAGGUACAGGCUGAGGACACACAGCAGGGCUGCAGAGAGACGGCCCCGUCAGAGGAAGCCAAAGAUGAAACGGACAAUCAAAGCGCCCUGAGCGGGAUGUUUCGUUGGAGCCAGAAAGAGAAAACUCCGACUUUCACCAGUUAUGUGAUCAAAGACGGUGACGAAGAGGAAAAAACUGAAGAUCUCCCUGCAAAACAGGCUCCCAGUGGCAAGCAGGGCGUUCUCAAGGGAGUAAUGAAAGGUUUACAGAUCAGACCCUCGCCGAAGACCAGCAGAGAGCCCAGCCCGGAUCCCAGCGCCGACGAACCGCCUCCAGGAAAGGAAAAUUCCUCAGAAAACACCAAGCAGGACAAGCCGGCAGAGCCCAAAGCGGACAAAGGAGGCCUCAUCGCCGGGAUGUUCAGGAAAACACCCAAAGAGAAAGAGAAAGCUCCGUCUCCUGCAGUGACGGUCAGCACAGUGGACAGUGACGCCGAUGACGCAGAGGAGAAAACAUCUGAACACACACAUGAGAAAGGAAGCUUCUUUGGCAUUCUGAAAAAAUCCCACAGACCAGCAGAUGAGGCGGCUGCACAGGAGGAUCUGAGCGAGCCGGCAGCCGGCAGCGACGGCCUGUCGGAGAACAACGGCAAGGAGAAAGGAGGAAUAUUCAGUGGGAUGUUCAAGAAAUCUCCCAGAACAACAGAAGCCGCUCCACCUGAAGAGGACCGGCAGUCGUUGCACAGCGAUCUGUCGGGCAGUAGCGACAAUCUGUCUGAAACCUCAAAGCAGGAAAAGGGGGGAUUUUUCAGCGGGAUCCUUCGCAAGUCUCCCAAGCCACCUGGAGAGGUGACACCUGGGCAGGACAAGCAGAGUGAGCUGUCAGCCAGCAGCGACAGUCUGAAUGAGAACAGCAACAACAAGGAGAAAGGAAGUGUGUUCGGAGGAAUGUUCAAGAAAACGCCCAAAACGUCUGAAGCCCCCCAACAAGACGAGGAUAAGGCGUCGCUGCACAGCGAGCUGUCUGCCAGCAAUGACAGUCUGUCAGAGAGCAAACCACAGGAGAGAGGCGGGCUGUUCAGCGGGCUCCUCAGGAAGACGCCCCGAGCCCCCGGAGAGGCGCAGGAGAAUCUCUCUGCUCAGAAAGAUCUCUCUGCCAGCAGCGACAGCCUGUCUGAGAGCAGCAGCAACACCAAGGAGAAAGGAAGCGUGUUCGGCGUAAAGUUGAAGAAGACGUCCCGACUCGCAGAUGAUCCUCACACAGAGGAGGACAAGCAGCCCGGAGACGGCAGGCUCUCAGCCAGCAGCGACAGUCUGUGUGAGAACAGCACCACCGAGAAAGGAGGAAUAUUCAGUGCAAUGUUCAGGAGGUCUCCUAAACCUGAAGAGGAUAAGGAGUCUCUGCAUGGCGAGCUCUCUGCCAGCAAUGAGAGUUUAUCUGACAACAAGGAGAGAGGCGGGCUGUUCAGCGGGCUCCUCAAAAAGACCCCCAAAGCGCCUGGAGAAAAGGCCGAUUCACAGGACAAAGACGCCCAGAAAGAGCUCUCGUCCAGCAGGGACAACCUGUCUGAGAACAGCAGCAGUAAAGAGAAAAACAUCUUCAGCAACAUGUUUAAGAAGCCGCAGAAACCAGCUGAUGGAGCCACAACAGACGAGGAGCUGGAGGAGAGCAGCCGAGAGCAGAUCUCUGGAAGCUGUGAGAAUCUCAUACAAACCACCGUCCCCAAGGAGAAAAGCAUCUUCAGCAACAUGUUUAAGAAGCCGCAGAAACCAGCUGAUGGAGCCACAACAGACGAGGAGCUGGAGGAGAGCAGCCGAGAGCAGAUCUCUGGAAGCUGUGAGAAUCUCACACAAACCACCGUCCCCAAGGAGAAAAGCAUCUUCAGCAACAUGUUUAAGAAGCCGCAGAAACCAGCUGAUGGAGCCACAACAGACGAGGAGCUGGAGGAGAGCAGCCGAGAGCAGAUCUCUGGAAGCUGUGAGAAUCUCAUACAAACCACCGUCCCCAAGGAGAAAAGCAUCUUCAGCAACAUGUUUAAGAAGCCACAGAAACCAGCUGAUGGAGCCACAACAGACGAGGAGCUGGAGGAGAGCAGCCGAGAGCAGAUCUCUGGAAGCUGUGAGAAUCUCAUACAAACCACCGUCCCCAAGGAGAAGAAGGGAGGCCUGUCCGGCAUAUUCAAGAGGUCCGCCAGCACUGACGACCUGUUUGACAGUGAGGAGAAAGGAGGGCUGUUCAGCGGACUCCUCAAGAAAACACCCAAAGCCUCUGGAGAAGAGGCUGCUGGUCAGGACAAAGAGCUCUUUGCAAGCAAUGACAGCCUGUCGGAGAACAUCAGCACUAAGGAGAAAAAUAUUUUCAGUGGGAUAUUUAAGAAGGCUCCUAAACCAGCAGAGGAGACUACAGCAGAUGAGGAGUCGAACGCAGGAAUGGACCGGUUGUCUGCCAGCUGUGAAAACCUCUCAGACACGACAGCAUCGAAGGAGAAGGCGGGAGGCCUCUCAGGCUUCUUCAAAAAGUCUCCCAAACCAGCUCCACGCACUGUCGCCACCAAGGAUCCUCUCAGCGACUCGAGGGAGCUGUCGGCCAGCUGGGACAGCCUCACCGACAUCGCCAAGGACAAUCUUUUAGCACAAAGUGAACUGUCAGCCAGCACCGAUAAUCUGAUUGAAGCGACAGGCGCCUCAAAAGAAAAGAAAACGGGGUUCGCUGGCAUGUUCAGGAGGACUCCUAAAGCAGUGGAGCAGCAGGACAGUGAGGACAUGGAGCCACCAGAGGGCGGCAGUCAGCUGAGGCGCCGGAGGACCAUCAAGAAGAAGAGACGGGUUGUCUCUUUCCGAGUCAAGAAAACUCUUCCCAGAAUUCCCAAACUUAACUUCAACACUCAGAGUUCUGACAAGCUGCCGAUUCUCGAGGAGACUGUGGAGAUGCAGCCCGUGAACACAACACAGGAGAGCACAGUAGAGAUCCAGCCUGUGGAGAUGGCAGCUUAUCCUACUGAGGGCAACCCGCUGGACUCUGAGGAGGAAAACGACGGCUUGAUGGACUGGUGGAAAUCGGUCGAAGGCUGGACCGAGUGGAAUGAAACAUCCAAUUUUCAGGAGGAGGAUGAGGAAAUGGCGGUGGAGCAGGCUGCAGACCGUGUGUUCAUGGCAGCCCGGCUCUUUGUGCGUCUCUUCAACCAGCGGGGGGCGUCCUUACAGCACCGCAUCCUGGAGCUGCUGGCCCAGGCCGACGCCGCCGACCAGUUCCACAAGAGGACGGUGACGGCCGCUGUGGGGGGAGGGGUGGCCAGCGUGGCGGGCAGCGUGGCCACCAUCACGGGCCUCAUCCUGGCGCCCUUCACCUUCGGCGCCUCGGUCAUCGUCACAGCGGUGGGCAUCGGCGUGGCGACCGCCGGCAGCAUCACCUCGGCGACGGCCAACAUCACAGACACGGUUCACUCCAACAUGGAUCGUAAGAAGGUGGAGAAGAUGAUCCAGGGCUACCAGGAGGAGAUCAGUGACAUCAGGGAGUGUUUGGAGUUCGUACAGGAAGGUAUGGACACCCUGCAGGAGUGGGACUUUGAGAAGUACUCAGAGAGCGCGGCCAAGAAGGCUCUGAACCACAACAUCAAGCACGUGAUGAAGGAGGGCGGUCGAGCCGGCAAGGCCCUGAUGAUCAACACCGACAAGCUCAUCAGCACCGUGCAGGUCCUCGGCGCGGCGGGCGGCGCCGCCAAAGCCGCCCAGGCCAUCAGCGUCACCACGGGCGUCAUGUCAGCCCUGUUCCUCGCCCUGGACGUCUUCUUCCUGGCCAAGGACUCCCACGAGCUCCGCAAGGGCGCCAAAACCAAGUUCGCUACCAAGAUCCGUGAAGUAUGUAAAGACCUCCAAGAUGGCCUCCUGGAGCUAAACAAAGUGAAGACUCAGCUGCAGAAGACCAUGGACGGCAUCGAGGUGGAGGAGUAUGAGGAAAUCGAGGAGGUGGAGGUGGAGGUGGAAGACGAUUUGGAAUCGGACCCGGUGAAGCUGGCUCAGCUGGAGCAGGAGCUGGACCUCCUGGAGGAGAAACUGGACAAAAAGGUCGAGGAGGAGCAAAAGAAGAGUCAGAUGAAGGAGAAAGGACCUAUGGAGAGCAAGAAGGAGGGGAAAGAGAAGGAGAGCAAGAAUGAUAAAGCAGAGUCAGAGAAUAAAGGGGCUAAGGAGAGGGAGAAAGCACAGGAGGAAGGAGAAAAGGAUGCUAAGGUAGAGGGAGAGAAGGAGAGCAAGAAGGAAGAAGGCAUCAUGGAGGGUAAAUCUGAGUCCAAGCUGAAGAGGCUACCGGAUGAAAAUAAACAGGAGAAGAGUGAGAGUGUCAAAUCUGAGAAAGAAAACAAGGAGAAGCGUUCCAAGGAACGACCUGACAAAGGAGGGAAGGAGGAGAAAGAAACGGAUAAUCAAAUGAACACCGAAAAGGAGAAAAACGAGAGUAAGCGGGAAAAGGAAAAACACACAACUAGCAAGAGGGAGAGGACAGAAGAGAAGAGGAAAGAGACGGAUGAAAAGAGCACGAACGAAAAAGACCAGGAGCGAGCUAAAAGCAGGUCGGGCGGCCCAAAAAGAGAAAGCUGGAGCGGAAAGGCGGAUCCAGAGAGGGCGAGGAGCGACAGAGGAGCCGAAAUGAGGAAGAGCAGCACGGAGAGCGAAAGAGCGACGAGCGAGAGGGAUCGAGAUCGGCACGGAGCCGACCGGGAGAGGAAGGAAAAAGAGGCGGAGAGAGGGAGCUCGAGCCGGCACGGCAGCAGGAGUGAGAAAGACAGAACGAAGGAAAGGAGCGAGAGACGGAGCAAAGAUGAAACGAGAGGAAGCAACCAGAGAGACGAGGAGAGACGGACCGAGAAGGCUCCAGCGAGGGACUGCAGGGCGGAAAGGGCAAGUAAGGACGAGAAGCACGGCAGCGAAUCAAAGAGAGAGACGGAAAGAGACUUGAAACAAGCAGAAGUGGGGGGCCAGGCGAGGAAAGAGACAUCGCGGAGUCACGAAGCCGCGGCGAGGAGAGAGCGUUCGGACAGACGGGGGGAGGAAUCGGACGCGAAGAGGAGCUCGCACACGAGAGGGGCGGCGCCACACAACGAAAGAGCGGCAGGGAGGAGCCAACGGGAGCGAGGGGAGGAGAAACGAGGGAGCAAAGUGGAGAGCAUGAGGAUGCAGUUUGAGGGCGGCGGCGGCAGGGCGAGUCAGCGGAGGGAGAGAGACAGGAGAGGCAGUGACAGGGAGAGAGGGCACGACCCCACCCGCCGAGGCUCUCACACUCGAUCAAAAGGCACCAUGGAGGACGGACUGUACAUUUAACUCGGCAUUUUUAAACAAAGAUGCUGUAAAAAAACACUAAAUGAUUUAGCUCUUUUUGUGCCAGAGCGCCCUCUUCCUGUUUUGUGCCAUAUAGCAGCCUGGCAGAUUUCCCUCCGGCGGCUCAGAGUGUUUGGAAGAAGCGGUUUUGCUCUCGAUUUGUGUGACGUGAAUAAAUCUGGACUCCUUCCAGGUUUCAUUGGUUUUGAAAAUGUAAUCAUCCAUUCUGUUCCUGUGAAAUUUAUUUAUCUUUGAGCGACGUGAGGUUUGCUUAGAUGAAACACUAAAAUGCAAUGCACACACUGCAGUUUUUCCUCAGGGGUCUCUCGUGUGUUUCCGGUUCUUAAACUGAUGUGUCAAAAUGUGGUAAUGAUGUAUUGAUGCCAUAUAGCACCUUUAACUUUUGAUUCAUCCGUUUAUAACUAACAUGGUGUUUGUUGCUUUAUUGUUGGUGUUUCAGUGGGAUUUUUAAGUGUUUUUUUUUCUCUACCAAAAACGCCACUUAUGAAUGGGAGAUGUACCAACUCGGUGGAAUCGUAUAAGUUAUUAACUCUAUUUAAGCCAAACACUUGGUCGACGCCUUAAAAUCUCACCGUGCACAAAACGGGCCUGUUAUGGAAACUUUUACACUUAACUAUGCACUUUAGCAAGUUGCUGCUGCUCUGCUCUCAGGUUUACUGUCAGUCAUGACUCCUCCUUUAAAUAAAUGUAAAUGUGCGCCAGUAUGAAAAGGUCGGUUUUGUAAUGUUAACUGGAAUCGGUUGCGGCGGCAGAUGCAGCCUGGUCAGUUUUCAUCACUGGUGUAUUUUGAUAUCUGUAUGUAUUUUUUUUUUUUUAUGGGUCAAAUAUUCUUCUCUAUGGUGCCAGUUUUUCAUUGUAUAAAUAAAUAACUAAAUAAAUAAAUGGAUGUACAGAGGUUA